UAAUUCAGCGAUCCGUGGGAUUGGGCAGAGGGAGUGGAGGUUGGGUUAGGAAAAAAACACGAUUGGUAGAGUUGAGAAUAAAACUUGUUGGCUCAGAUAUUUGUGCAGCCACGUCCUCUCUUGCUAACUUCCCCACUCAACGCGGAGCUGUCCAUUGGCACUGGUGCUGAAACGCGUCUAUUCUCAAUCCCUCACAGCGGUGCACGACGGAGUGUCGAGAGUAAAACAUUUGGAUGAUUGUAUUGACUUUUUCCAUAUAUUUUUUAGACACUUCGAUGGAUAUACAUUGAUUUACUCAGCUUUCAUCAAGAGCGCAUCAAAGGUCCACGUUCUGACCCGGUCAUUAACGGACUCUUAAGAGGCAGAAAGAUGGCUUUUAUGGUGAAACAAAUGGUGGGAGGGCAUGUGAAGAACCUGACCGGGGGUUUGACUGAGGAAAAGCCCGAAGGAGAGAAAUCGGAAGCCGCAGCGGCAGGAAUGACCCAGGAGGAAUUUGAACAAUAUCAACAACAGUUAGAGGAGGAAAAGCAGGAACGAGAUGCUAGUUUUGCCCAGAAGAAAGCUGAGCGGGCAACAGUUAGAAGUCACUUCCGGGACAAAUACAGACUGCCAAAGAAUGAGCUGGAUGACACUCAGAUCCAGCAGGCGGGGGAUGACGUGGAGCUGCCCACAGAGCUAGCCAAGAUGAUCGCUGACGACAACAAGGAGGAGGCAUCCAAAACGUCUGUCCUGGGCCAGCUGACCAACAUCCAGAAUGUGGACAUGGACCAGCUGAAGGACAAGGCCCAGGCCACACUGGAAGACCUCAAACAGUCCGCUGAGAAGUGCAAUCUCAUGUGAUCUGGCUGGCUGACUGAAUUCCUGCUCUCUCUCUCUCCCUCCCCUACUUUCUUUAUCUGUACAACAAAGGAUCUAUGUAAGAUAUCAUAUGAUCUAUGAUCAUGUACAAACGUUGAUAGUCAUGUUGCUUUGAAUACACACACAUACAGUCAACACUGCCUCACACACACAGACAUACUGCAGCAGCUUCUGGCCAAAGAAUCAGAGUAAACACUGUCUAAGCUGUGGGGGAAUCAGAGUAAACAAUGUCUAAGCUGUGGGGGAAUCAGAGUAAACACUGUCUAAGCUGUGGGGGAAUCAGAGUAAACACUGUCUAAACUGUGGGGGAAUCAGGUUAAACACUGUCUAAGCUGUGGGGGAAUCAGAGUUAACACUGUCUAAGCUGUGGGGGAAUCAGAGUAAACAAUGUCUAAGCUGUGGGGGAUUCAGAGUAAACAAUGUCUAAGCUGUGGGGGAAUCAGAGUAAACACUGUCUAAGCUGUGGGGGAAUCAGAGUAAACAAUGUCUAAGCUGUGGGGGAUUCAGAGUAAACAAUGUCUAAGCUGUGGGGGAAUCAGAGUAAACACUGUCUAAGCUGUGGGGGAAUCAGAGUAAACACUGUCUAAGCUGUGGGGGAAUCAGAGUAAACACUGUCUAAGCUGUGGGGGAAUCAGAGUAAACAAUGUCUAAGCUGUGGGGGAAUCAGAGUAAACACUGUCUAAGCUGUGGGGGAAUCAGAGUAAACAAUGUCUAAGCUGUGGGGGAUUCAGAGUAAACAAUGUCUAAGCUGUGGGGGAAUCAGAGUAAACACUGUCUAAGCUGUGGGGGAAUCAGAGUAAACAAUGUCUAAGCUGUGGGGGAAUCAGAGUAAACACUGUCUAAGCUGUGGGGGAAUCAGAGUAAACAAUGUCUAAGCUGUGGGGGAAUCAGAGUAAACACUGUCUAAGCUGUGGGGGAAUCAGGUUAAACACUGUCUAAGCUGUGGGGGAAUCAGAGUUAACACUGUCUAAGCUGUGGGGGAAUCAGAGUAAACAAUGUCUAAGCUGUGGGGGAUUCAGAGUAAACAAUGUCUAAACUGUGGGGGAAUCAGAGUUAACACUGUCUAAGCUGUGGGGGAAUCAGAGUAAACAAUGUCUAAGCUGUGGGGGAUUCAGAGUAAACAAUGUCUAAGCUGUGGGGGAAUCAGAGUAAACAAUGUCUAAGCUGUGGGGGAAUCAGAGUAAACACUGUCUAAGCUGUGGGGGAAUCAGAGUAAACACUGUCUAAGCUGUGGGGGAAUCAGAGUAAACAAUGUCUAAGCUGUGGGGGAAUCAGAGUAAACACUGUCUAAGCUGUGGGGGAAUCAGAGUAAACAAUGUCUAAGCUGUGGGGGAUUCAGAGUAAACAAUGUCUAAGCUGUGGGGGAAUCAGAGUAAACACUGUCUAAGCUGUGGGGGAAUCAGAGUAAACACUGUCUAAGCUGUGGGGGAAUCAGAGUAAACACUGUCUAAGCUGUGGGGGAAUCAGAGUAAACAAUGUCUAAGCUGUGGGGGAAUCAGAGUAAACACUGUCUAAGCUGUGGGGGAAUCAGAGUAAACACUGUCUAAGCUGUGGGGGAAUCAGAGUAAACACUGUCUAAGCUGUGGGGGAAUCAGAGUAAACAAUGUCUAAACUGUGGGGGAAUCAGAGUAAACACUGUCUAAACUGUGGGGGAAUCAGAGUAAACACUGUCUAAGCUGUGGGGGAAUCAGAGUAAACACUGUCUAAGCUGUGGGGGAACCAGAGUAAACAAUGUCUAAGCUGUGGGGGAAUCAGAGUUAACACUGUCUAAGCUGUGGGGGAAUUAGAGUAAACACUGUCUAAGCUGUGGGGGAAUUAGAGUAAUAGUCUUAUGCCAAAGACCCUUCGCAGAAAACCAUUCAGACAAUGGCACAAAGUAUAUCAACUAGUCAUAUUAAUUGUGAGACUAAAUCAAACUUUCUUGUCUUGGGACCACUUUCAGUACAUUACAAAUCAAGUGUCUGUUAUAUCUAUUGCAGGUGUAAAUGUAUUUGCAGUUAGCCUGUUCUGUCGUCCAUCUAGUCUAUGGUCAUUAACUCGUUGGGGCCUUGCUAAGAGACAGCUCGUCCUCUGUGAUGCCAACCCAUCUAACCUUUCAACUCUGGCCUUUAACCUGUCCUCAUAUUGACCCCUGACCUCUCCAUCUCAGUGCUGUUUUGUGCCGGUGGUUUGGUGUCGUUUAGCUGCUAUGAUAUGUCAAGUGCUGUCUUUGAAAAUGUCAUCCUAUGGCUGAGUGCUGGUCAUAGUGUUUAAUAAGUACACAAUACUAUGAACAUAUAUGAACAUAGUGUACUUGGUAUUUGUCUGAAUUGUUGUUGUAUCACUAAGUAAAGACGCAGGUGAGAGCGGGAGAGGGGUUUGUCAACCUUAUUUAGUAAUAUACAAUAUAUAUUUAUUUAAUACAGUGGUUCAUGUCUUGUAAUAGUUGAACAGUCCUUUUGUGACAUUACAGAAAUUGCAUUUGAAGAAAGGAUGGUGAACAUGCCUUAGUAGCUUGUUUUAUGUGAUAGCUACUUUGUGCUUUCUUGUCAGUUCCAUGAAGCAAAACAAACAAGUGUGAAUAUAAUUCAUUCUUACUCAAGUCUUACAGAGCCUGAUCACCUAUACAUAUAUCUCUGUAUUAAAGUGUGUGACCUGCAAUGAUACUUUAAAGCCAACAACAAGAGCUUCUUUCAUUUCCAGUCACCCUAUGGGGUGAUUCAGGUUGAUCUCAAGAUGAUAUUUCAGGAAGAGACAUGUUGUUCAUGAUGUUUCUGUUUCCUGUCCAUUCUUUGCUUCUUUUACAUCGUCUUUGUUGUUCAGUGUUGUAUGAACCUUAUUGAUUUUUGACUGACUAUUGAAACCAUAAUAAACAGAUUUUUAUGA
Salvelinus fontinalis (brook trout) is the source of this 3723-nucleotide messenger RNA. RefSeq names its product complexin-3-like. The transcript is spliced from 3 exons. Lineage: Eukaryota; Metazoa; Chordata; Actinopteri; Salmoniformes; Salmonidae. Gene Ontology annotation, biological process: regulation of neurotransmitter secretion; synaptic vesicle exocytosis; neurotransmitter transport. The record is from RefSeq and is a predicted model, not a curated record. The coding region runs from base 370 to 840 and encodes 156 amino acids. Gene Ontology annotation, molecular function: syntaxin binding. Gene Ontology annotation, cellular component: SNARE complex; terminal bouton.